Sapajus apella (tufted capuchin) is the source of this 4871-nucleotide messenger RNA. It is a transcript of the gene TAFA4, whose product is annotated as TAFA chemokine like family member 4. Gene Ontology annotation, molecular function: receptor ligand activity. The record is from RefSeq and is a predicted model, not a curated record. Bases 497 to 904 code for a protein of 135 amino acids. The transcript has 6 exons. Gene Ontology annotation, biological process: phagocytosis; macrophage chemotaxis. NCBI's taxonomy places the organism in Eukaryota, Metazoa, Chordata, Mammalia, Primates, Cebidae.
CAGGGGUGCGGGGCGGGAGAGGGCCGGCCCACGUGGACCGCGGGGCCAGGCAGGGGCAGGAGCAGCCGACCGGCCCUGCCAAUCAGCGCGGCCCGCGGCGGGCCCGGCCCCUCCUGGCCAGCGCGCUAGCUGGGCUUGGCUCUGCUCUGCUAGCAGCGCGCAGCCCUGGACGUGGCGCGCCCACUGCGCGCGCGGCUGCUGUCGAACGUCGGGAGUCCAGCAUCAGCCGCCUCUUCGCAGUCAGUGCUUCUUCCGCGGCACCUUCGGGCUUCUCUUGGGAGAGGCGUGGGAACUUUCCUUCUGGCGAGGCUGCGGAGGUGAUGGGCCGCUCCGGGCGGGGCCCGCGGGAAGGCGGCAAGGUCUUCUAAGCUAUGAUAAUUUUUUGGAACGGCAGAAAUGAUUAGUUCUAGCUACAGAUGGGAAUUUGGAGUCACUCUGAAAUACAUCCUGGAAUAAUUGUGUUUGACUGGAACCAAAUCUUACGAAGUCUCCAAGGAUGAGAGUCUGUGCUAAGUCAGUGUUGCUGCCGCACUGGCUCUUUCUAGCCUACGUGUUAAUGGUGUGCUGUAAGCUGAUGUCCGCCUCAAGCCAGCACCUCCGGGGACAUACAGGCCACCACCAAAUCAAGCAAGGGACCUGUGAGGUGGUCGCCGUGCACAGGUGCUGCAAUAAGAACCGCAUAGAAGAGAGGUCUCAAACGGUCAAGUGCUCUUGUUUCCCGGGACAGGUGGCAGGCACAACUCGAGCUCAGCCUUCUUGUGUUGAAGCUUCCAUCGUGAUUCAGAAAUGGUGGUGUCACAUGAAUCCCUGUUUGGAAGGAGAGGAUUGUAAAGUGCUGCCAGAUUACUCAGGUUGGUCCUGUAGCAGUGGCAAUAAAGUCAAAACUACGAAGGUAACACGGUAGCAAAGAGAGAGGUGUGCUUCAUUCCUGGAGGGGCAGCAGGAUGCAGAUCUCAUUUGCUGAAAUUCCCAUCCUGGCCACUUUGCAGAAAAUUGUCUUGGAUUUCAGCAACUUCAUAUUUGUAUAUGUGUGCUGUGAGAAGUGGCAUUCACUUAACUGGCCCAGCCCUCUCUGCUUUGUGAUUUUAUUUCAUUGAAUUUAACUGCAAGCCACCAUUCAUUUGACAUCCUAUCUGGAUUCCCAACGAACAUACCUCCAAAAUCCUAGAAGAGCAAAUCACAGUUUUCAAAAUACAUCACGACUACGAACACCUUCGGUCUUUACUUUCAUUUGUACUUUCUUUCUACCUUUACAAAAGAACUUGGAUGUAUGUUUCAAAAGAUCCUGUUCUGUUCCUCUUUUGACUUUUCCUUUUGCUUUUGUAUUAAGUGGUUUUAAAGGGGUCUAAAUAAAAGAUUUUUAGCAAAUAUAUUUGCAGAUGUAGAUUAAUUGGCGAAGAAAACUACUGGUAGAGAUCAAGUGAUUAACUGGUAAAAAGAACAUUUAUUUUAUAAACCCUUGACAAUAGAAGGACAUAGUUGGAAUGUUGUGUGUGCAUUGUAUUUUUUACUUUUGACAAUUUUUUUGCAUUUUGCUUUCCAUUGUCAGGUUAGCAGAGAUAAAAUGAGAGUGUUUUAACUUCAAUGCACCAUUUUACUGAGUGCUAAGGAAGCAUAUCAAUUCCAAUAUUUUAUAACCAAAGCUCUAUCAGAACAUAUUUAUAAAAUGUGUUGAAGUUUUUAUGGCUUUUGUGUAGUCAUGAAGAUAAAUCAUUUAAAAUAUAAAACAAUCUAAAUUUAGAUCAAGGGUGAUUUCUUAGAUCAAAUUUAUGCCAAUUCUAUGAAAAUAUUUUGUUACCUCCCGAAGAGGAGUCUUUCAGUGCUGAAAUUUUAGACAGUAAAUGAGUUGUUCUUAACUUAGCUGUUUCCCUACUUGUUAGCCAUCUUAUUUCUUUAAAACCUGAGUCUUGAAUGGCUUAAUGAUUUUUCAGCAGACAUGUCUCCACAUAUUCACAGAUGCUGUCAUGCAGAAACGUAUGAAACAGAUGAAGAACGACUAAGCCAGAUUUUAAAUGUAUAAUAUUAUUAAAAUACUACAAAAGUAUGGGGUGAAUUUUGUAUAUUAAGAAAUGCCAAAAACAUAGUUUCUGCACCAAGUUAAUUAAUUAUCCCUGUCCUUUCACAUUUUGGGGGGAAAGUAAAUCAAUACUUCAAUGUCGUUUAUAGCAUAACAGUUACCUGAUUUUAUUCUUGCAGAAGGAAUGAUUUGUUUGCUAAAUUUUUGCCUAGAUGCUUACUAAAUUUGUUAUGAUCAUAUGAAUAAGUAAAAAAAUUCAUCCUGCUUAUGGCAUACAUGUUUUUGUGGUUAUAUAUGCCUUAAGACUGUUAACAUUCUACCUAGGCUUGCACAUUUUAAAUGUGAAAAACUCCUUUUAAAAAUAACUUUAAAAAUAACAUUUAACUUUGGGGAUGUGAACUAUAUAGUAAAGUUGCCACAUGUAUUUGAGUGGCUCCAUUUCUUCUCCCAAGCUUAUUUACCACCAACCUUAGGCACACUCAUUUAGUAUUGAGUUAAAAUAUAUCUAAGGCGAUUUUAUGGUACAUGGAACAGUAACUUAAUUUUUUAGCCCAUGUGUCUGAUCUUGUACCCCAAAUAAGAUCAAGUAACAAUGACACUACUUCACCUUAAGGUACAUCCCUGGCGAGUAAACCACUUCCAGGGAAUCAGUGGUCCAUUGGGGAAAAUGGCAGCCUCUUUAAGCCUUUCUCCACAGCCUAAAGCUUGAGGCAGCUCUGGAAAGCGUGAGCUGGCUGUUUCCUCACUGCUAGCUCUGGACAUAAAAUCACUUUCCUUUCACUUCGCUUCAUCUUGUUAUUGGUUUUACAAGUGGUGAGCAGAUAAGCCUGUACUUGAUUGUAAGAGCAGAUACAAUCUAGCAUAUGUUAUGUGGAUUUCCAAGGUUGCUUAAGUAUACAGAUGUGGCAACAUUGAGCCUAUGUUCUCUCACAUCGACCCUGUUGGAUGCAGAGGAGAAACUGUCCCUUUUAUGGGUCUAUAUAUACUCCCUCAUCUACCACCAUCACUACGUGGACAGCUUCUUUUAUUUGAAUUUUUGCAAGAACCUGUUGGUAUGUAUACAAGAUUGAGCAUUAACUCUUGAAAGUGGCAAUGGAAACACCAUACCAAAAAUGCCUAUUUCACAGAUAAAUUGGAAAAUGCUUCUGUACAAAAUUCUUUGUGCACUAUUAGGGACCCACUGACCAAGGAUAAAUCCAAUGCUAGUCUGAUGACGAACUUCACCAUUUAGUAAAGCAGUCUAGCCUGAACAAACUGGCAUAGUAUUUUCAUAUAACCUAUGUACAUCCUCCCAUAAACUUUAAGACAUCUCUAGGUUACUUAUAAUACCGAAUACAAUGCACAUGCUAUAUAAAUGGUCAUUAUACUGUAUUUAGGGAAUAAUGACAGGAAAAAAGGUCUGUACAUGUUCAGUAUAGACACAGCCACCUUUAUUUCCCCUCGAGUAUUUUUGAUCCACAAUUGGUUGAAUUUACAAAUGCCCAUGGACUGUAAUAAGCUCCUAAUAAAGUUGUGCACCAUUUAUGAAUAACUUGUAGUCCAACUAGUCACUUCAUGCCAAAAGAAACCAAAAAGUCUUCACUGAAAAGUGGGCUUAAGGUUUAAGUGCAUGCAGCUGAUAGAAAAUUGGGAACAAAUAAGACUAGAUCUUUUAGUGUUUUUUUCUUGUUUCCAAGUUAUUGAGAACUUGGGAAAGUAAAGAAAGGACGAACUCAAAGAACACUCAAGAAUCAUUGCUUCCUAUUGCCCUUAGCUGUGAGUUUGGCACAAUGUUGGAAACCCUUGUGCUUUCUUCAUGGACAGGUAAAUGCCUUGGCCUGUAAUACCUAUCUGGUGGACAUGAGAGCACCACCGGAAAGAUGCAAAAUACGGGUUAUCCCGAUUGAAUCUGAAACAUGAGACAACAGAUGCCAGCCAGAUAGACACACACCCACACACCAGUUCUUUCAGGUUCAUCUUGCAAAAAACUCAAGCCCCAUUCAGCAGCCAUAGGAAAGGAAACAAUCAUUUCAAGUUACAAAGUAAUCUUGUAAACAGAACUUGGAACCAAAAAGCCCAGUGAAUAAUUGAUGAACAGUUACUGAUGCAUGUUGGGCAUCUUUGUAGUAUUGAUUUUUGGCUAUGAAGAAAGCAGGACUCUGAAAGCUCAUACUUUCAUCUCUCUCCUAUUCAGUGCUAUCAGUCUUCAUAGUCCACUUACAUGUUAGGAAUGUAACAUGAUGCACAUUUUAUGUUCUUCAUUUGGGCCCUUGCUCUCUGUGGAUGAGGUUUCUGACUCAUCCCUUAAUUAUCAGCUUUGAUUCUCUUAAUGAGAACUUAUCAAAAUAGUUCAGGACACCGAAUUAUUAGUUGAAUAACUGUAAUUAAUGAUCAAGAGAUGGAAGUAAGCAAAUAAAGUUUAGUCUUCUACUUCCAAGUCUGAAAUACUAUUCUCAGCAGUUCAGUUGGGUCUCUGAACUUCUCUGCCUUCUCUUUGAAUUUCAGCUUCACCAUUGCUUUGCUACAUAUAUUAAGUUCAGUGCUCAGUGUUGUAUAGGCCAUUCACAGAUAACACAGAAAAUAAAAUCAUGCCCUUGCUAUUUUACCAUUGCAAUAACUGAAAAGAAAACAAAAAAUAAUCCAUAGUUUCUCACACACAAGUCAAUAGAGUUGGAAUGUUUAGCUCAGCUCAGUGGGGGAUGGGUUGAAAUAGGAAUCAGGACAAUACUUCGGAAUAUUUAAAUAUUUAUGAGUGCUAUAUAUCUGAUAGAAGACUGAAACUGAUUCUGAAUACUACAGUGAAGAAACUAAGGUAAAAUUACUAGGUUUCAGCUUGACAAAGUUAGUGACAAACUCUUGAAACUGUCAAAGUCAG